UUUACGUGUGUGUAUUUGUAUAUAUCGCAUCGUCUAUGUUACUGAAAUAGUUAUUAUUAUAACAAUAACAACAUAACAUAACAAACACAAUGAUACGCCCAAGAGCUACUGCUGCAGCUACUGUUGUUAAUGUUACUGCUUAUGAUGGUGUUGAUAAUGAUGAUACUGUGAUUACAAAUACAAUUACAACAAUACCAACAACAAUAACAAGAACAAGAACAUUAACAAGAAUAUCAACAAUAACAACAGCAACAACAAGAAAGUCAUUUAUUGCUAGACAAACAGCAAUACCACACAGAAUAUCACGUAUUUUUAAUAGUAAAAUGGUUAUACUUUUAACUAUUUGUAUUGCAUUAAUUAUUACUGCAGAUGGUGCUCAUUUAAAGACAGCACGUAGACAUAGAGAUACCAAAUCAACAGCAAAACCUUCUCAGAUAUCAACCACACAUAUCCCGUUACUAGAUACAAAUCCAUGUCUGGUACAUUAUUGCCCUAAAGGGCAAGAAUGUGUUGUGUCAUAUUCAGAAGAGGAUAAUGGUGCAGCACAAGAACGAACGGACGUGAAUAGUGAACAACAACAACUAACUGUAUGGGCUGAAUGUAUAUGUCAACGUUCCUGUGAAGAGGACACUUUACUUACUGCAUCCAGACGAGCACGUCGUCUUGUAUGUGGUUCAGACGGACAUGUAUAUCCUAGCCAUUGUGAACUUCAUCGUGCCGCUUGUCUCUCCGGAAAUCAUAUCACUGUGGAGCAUGGUUCACAUUGUGUUAGUCAUGGUAAAGGCUGGGCACCGGGAUUACAACAUAUCUAUCCAUUUACGGAUGUUACUACAAAUCCAGAACCAAACCAUUCUCCAUCAUUAACCAACAAUAUUAAUAAUAAUAAUAACGAUGAUACUACAACAAUAUCACCAUCAAAUAGUAUUAUAUCAACAAUGACACCAUUAUUGAGUAGUACUGUUAAUCAUGAACCAACCAUAACUACUUCAAAGAUAAUAACCACUUCAAAUGUCAAACCAUUAAAUGACAAUGAUUCAAAGUUUAAAUCUAAAACGGAUUCAUCCGGCGAAGAUAUUUUAGAUAAUGAAAUUGAUGAAGAUAAUGAAAUUGAUGAUGAAGAUUUAGGUGAUGAUCUUGAUUAUGAUAAAGAAGAGUGUACAGUUCAAGAAUAUGAAAUUAUGAAGGAUAAUUUAUUACUGUACAAUCAUGCAAGAUUAAUGUCAAAAGACAAUCACAGUAAGGAUUAUUUAGUCUCAAUCAUGUUCUCACAUUAUGACAUCAACAAUAAUGGAAAUUUGGAGAGUGAUGAACUGAAACAGGUGGCAGACACGGAACAUUUAGAAGCAUUAAGUGGUGCGUGUUCACUAAGUGACAUGGUAAAAUUCGAUGAUUCCGAUCAAGAUUCCCGUUUGAGUAUAAAUGAAUUCUACCUCGCCUUCAGUAAGUUUUACAGUGUUUCGGUGGUUUCUUUAGACAAGGCAUUAGAAACCAAUCAUUUAUCGGCUCGUGUUGGAGAUAAUGUUGAAAUCAAGUGUGAUGUUACCGGAUCACCAUUACCACCAAUUGUUUGGAGACGUAAUGGCAUUGAUUUGGCAUCGUUAAAUGAAGAUGAGGUUCGAGUUUUUAGCGAUGGGAGUUUGUAUUUAACUAAAAUUCAGUUACAUCAUGCUGGCAAUUACACUUGUCAUGCGCAGCGUAAUAAGGAUAUAAUUCAAACGCAUGUUCUGAUUGUCCAUACAAUUCCUGAGGUAAAAGUAACACCGAAAAUUCAAUCAAAACGACCUGGGGAAGAUGCUAUUAUGUAUUGUCAUGUUGUGGGUGAACCCUUUCCAAAAGUAGAAUGGCUGAAAAACGAUGAAUCGCUUCGCCUUGAUUUGCCACAUAAAUAUCAAAUUGUUGGGAAUGGUACUGCGUUAAAAGUACGAAAUAUUGCUUAUGCGGAUACAGGAGCUUAUAUGUGUCAAGCAACUAAUACAGGAGGAUUGACCCGAGAUAUUAGUUCACUAGUAGUCCAAGAACAACCAACUCCAACUGCCACAUUAGAAGAACGAAGAUUUUUUGCAUUCCAUGAAUGGGGUAUUUCAAUUUAUGAACCAUCGACGUGCCGACUCAAUCAUCAAGUACAAGCAACGGAUAUUAUACCCGGUACACAGGAAUAUGUUUGUGGAGAUAAAGGUAUUCCAUGUAGUUGGGGUCGUGCAAUUAAUGUAGCCGAUCGUUACGUGUAUGUAACACAACCCGAACGUGAUCGUGUUUUGAUUAUUUCCAAAAUACAAAUGGUUGUUGUGGAUGUUGUCACUACCGAUAAAUAUCCAGUGGAAUUAUAUUAUGUUCCACAUUUGGAUCAAGUAUGGGUUUUAAAUUGGCGUUCAGAAUUUGAUACUGGAGUUAAAACGAUUCAAGUUAUUCGAGAUGCUGGUCAAAAACGUAAACAUCAUACUGUUCAUCCAGAACCUAUUGAUGGGCAGUUUGAUUUAGUUAAAGGCUUAUAUAUUCCAUCACCAAAUCAGGAACCAACUCAACACGAUUACAAAUACGGCUAUGUAACACAUAGUAACCAGAGAGGACUUUACAAAUUAGAUUUAUCAAAUUUGCGAUAUAUCAGAUCUGUGGAUUUAACACCAUACAACUGUGUUCCAAAUAAUAUCGAAUUCUCGCCAAUAUACGGUCUUGUAAUAUUACAAUGCGUAGAACCAGUUACAAAUAGAGCCACAGGACAAUUACUUUUAGAUUAUUUAACAGAUUCAGUUGUUGGUUCAAAACCAAGUUUAUCUGGUGUACCGUAUGUGUCACCAGAUGCUCGGCGAUUAGUAACACUCGAUCAUACUGAUAAUGGUGCAACAUUGGUUGUCCAGGAAGUUACAGCAACUGGACUGAAAUUCUCUUUUGAUGUAAAGACGUCGUUAAAUAUCAGUGAUCUUACAUUUUAUCCUUCACAAACUACGCACAGCUAUGAUUUAUACUCCAGUGCUAGUGACAAAGAAGAUAUUUUAUUCUUAAACUUACUCUCAGGCAAAGUUGAAAUGAUAACAGGUGUCGGGAAAGCAAUGCCUUCCAGUUUAGCGCAAUGGGGAAAUCCAAAUAGACCUAUCACUGCCUCAGGUCAAUUUGGACAAUAUAUGGUAUCACCUUCCAAUGCAGCACUAUUUGUGGUGAAUGGUCGAACACGAACUGUAAACUGUGAAAUUGGUGGCUUAACACAUCCACGUGCUGUAGUUUGGACAACAUUACAGUAUCACUGAAAUAUUUACAACAUAAAAUAAAUAGUUAUAACCCCAAAACUCAUCAAUCCUUAAACUAUAAAAAAAACAAAAAAAAU
Molecule: messenger RNA, 3319 nt
Organism: Chrysoperla carnea
Lineage: Eukaryota; Metazoa; Arthropoda; Insecta; Neuroptera; Chrysopidae
Product: follistatin-related protein 5-like
Exons: 18
Coding region: 90-3242 (1050 amino acids)
Biological process (GO): dendrite self-avoidance; axon guidance; homophilic cell-cell adhesion
Cellular component (GO): axon; plasma membrane
Molecular function (GO): calcium ion binding; cell-cell adhesion mediator activity
Source: RefSeq, a predicted model, not a curated record